UCUUAAGUGGGCAAUGCUUAGUUCAAGAAAUCGUGAACUACGUAUCACAACCGAGUAUAAAGAAACUCAAAGCAUUCGAGCUCAAGCUGUGGCAACAAAUUAAGCAACACAAAAACUCACAUUCCAAUAAAAAAUACUUCACAAGUGGAAACUUCUCACCGAAUUUGUUACAACAGCCAAGAGUGGAAGCAGCAAGUAGCAAAUACAAAAUGCAUUCGAGGCUAAAAUUCUUGGCAUAUUUACAUUUAAUAUGCGCUAGCAGCAUUUGCUGGCUGGAAUUUAGCGCAGCACAGCAGCAGCAACAACAACUACAGCAACAGCAGCAGCAACAACAAUCGGCAUCGUUAACCGAGAAAAUACCAUUAGGCGCCAUCUUCGAGCAGGGCACAGACGAUGUGCAGUCAGCCUUUAAAUAUGCAAUGCUCAAUCACAAUCUAAAUGUCAGCUCGCGACGCUUUGAGCUGCAGGCGUACGUUGAUGUCAUCAAUACGGCGGAUGCCUUCAAAUUAUCACGCUUGAUCUGCAAUCAAUUCUCGCGCGGAGUCUACUCAAUGCUGGGCGCCGUAUCGCCGGACUCGUUUGACACAUUGCACUCCUAUUCGAAUACAUUCCAGAUGCCAUUUGUGACGCCCUGGUUCCCGGAAAAGGUGCUUACCCCAUCAUCGGGUCUGCUGGAUUUUGCUAUCAGCAUGCGUCCGGAUUAUCAUCAGGCAAUUAUUGAUACCAUACAAUUCUACGGCUGGCAAAACAUUAUUUAUCUAUACGAUUCGCAUGACGGCUUACUGCGCCUGCAGCAAAUCUAUCAAGAACUGAAGCCCGGAAAUGAAACAUUUCGUGUGCAAAUGGUCAAACGCAUCGCCAACGUAACGAUGGCCAUUGAAUUUUUGCACACGCUCGAGGAUUUGGGUCGCUUCAGCAAAAAGCGCAUUGUGCUCGACUGCCCAGCGGAAAUGGCCAAAGAGAUCAUCAUACAGCAUGUGCGGGACAUAAAGCUCGGACGCCGCACUUAUCAUUACCUGCUGAGCGGCCUGGUCAUGGACAACCAUUGGCCCAGCGAUGUGGUCGAGUUUGGAGCCAUCAACAUCACCGGCUUUCGCAUUGUGGACACUAAUCGGCGCGCAUUGCGUGAUUUUCACGACAGCCGGAAGCGUUUGGAGACAGUCAGUGGCGGCAGCGCCAGUGGCGGCGGAACAGGCUCCACAGCUUUGCCGGCUAUUUCGGCACAGGCAGCUCUCAUGUACGAUGCGGUCUUUGUGCUGGUCGAGGCCUUUAAUCGCAUACUGCGCAAGAAGCCGGAUCAGUUUCGUGCCAAUCACUUGCAGCGUCGCAGUCAUGCGGGCAGCGGUGGCAACUCGAAUGCGCUGAAUGAGUCGACGGCAUUGUUGGACUGCAACACGAACAAGGGCUGGGUGACACCCUGGGAGCAAGGUGAAAAAAUUUCACGCGUGCUGCGCAAGGUGGAAAUCGAGGGAUUAACCGGAGACGUGCGCUUCGACGAUGAUGGACGACGCAUCAAUUACACGUUGCAGGUGGUCGAGAUGACUGUGAAUAGCAGUUUGCAACAAGUGGCAAUGUGGCGCGACGAUGCAGGUCUGUUGCCGCUGCAUGGACACCAUACCGGCGCCGCCUCGCGCUCCUCGUCGGCCAGCUUUGGGGAUUACGCACACAAUCACACGUACGUCGUAACCAGCGUGCUGGAGGAGCCCUAUCUGAUGCACAAGUCCGGCUAUGGCCAGCAGCUGGUGGGCAACGAACGCUAUGAAGGCUACUGCAAGGAUCUGGCAGAGCUGCUUGCCAGCCGAUUGGGCAUUAAAUUUGAGCUGCGUCUAGUGCAGGACGGCAGCUAUGGCAACGAGAAUCAUUUUGCGCCCGGUGGCUGGGACGGCAUGGUGGGUGAACUGGUGCGCAAGGAAGCGGACAUUGCAAUUGCAGCGAUGACCAUUACGGCGGAACGGGAGCGUGUCAUUGACUUUACCAAGCCCUUCAUGUCGCUGGGCAUAUCGAUUAUGAUCAAGACGCCCGUCAAGCAGACCCCCGGCGUCUUUAGUUUUCUCAAUCCGCUUUCGCAGGAAAUUUGGCUGAGCGUCCUCCUGAGCUACGUGUGCGUGAGCCUUGUGCUCUACUUUGUCACGCGCUAUCCGCCGCACGAGUGGCGCAUUGUGCGUCGUCCAGAUGCAGAUCCCCAGACUGCUCAGCAGCCACCUGGCAUCAUUGGCGGCACCACGCUGAGCGAUCAGCCGCAGCCCCCAGCAGUGCCUGGCAACCAAUUCAGUCUGCUCAACUCAUUCUGGUACUCGCUGGCCGCUUUUAUGCAGCAGGGCUGCGAUAUGACUCCGCCCUCGAUAGCAGGACGCAUUGCAGCGGCCGUUUGGUGGUUCUUCACCAUCAUACUGAUCUCGUCUUACACGGCUAAUUUGGCCGCGUUUCUGACAGUGGAGCGCAUGGUGGCGCCCAUCAGCGCCGAGGAUCUAGCCAUGCAAACUAGCAUAGAGUACGGCACUCUGCUCCAGGGCUCUACCGCCGAGUUCUUUCGCCGCUCCAAGAUCGGUCUGCACAACAAGAUGUGGGAGUACAUGAGCACCAAUCCGCACUUCUCCGUACAUACCUAUGACGAGGGCAUACGCCGAGUCCGCACCUCGAAAGGCAAGUACGCUCUGCUUAUGGAAUCGCCCAAGAACGAGUAUGUGAAUGCGCGCGCGCCUUGCGAUACGAUGAAGGUGGGCCGCAAUAUCGAUACCAAGGGCUUUGGUGUGGCCACGCCCAUAGGCUCGCCGCUUAGGAAUCGCCUCAAUCUGGAGGUGCUCUCGAUGAUAGAGAGCGGCGAAUUGCUUCAGCUAAAGAAGAAGUGGUGGUACGACAAGGCCGAGUGCAAUGUCAAUCAGGAGCACCAGGAGACACGCACGCCCAACGAACUCUCACUGAGCAAUGUCGCUGGCAUUUACUAUAUACUCAUUGCUGGUCUGAUUAUGUCCGUGAUCGUGGCCAUAUUGGAGUUCAUUUGCCGCAGCAAGAGCCAAAGCCUAAAGCCCACCAGCAAUGGCGCUGCCGGCGGCAUUAGUGGCGGCAUGCUGGCCUCAUCUACAUAUCAGCGGGACUCGCUUUCGGAUGCCAUUAUGCACUCGCAGGCCAAGCUGGCCAUGCAGGCCAGCAGCGACUACGACGAGCGCUUGGUGGGCGUCGAGCUGGCCUCGAAUGUGCGCUAUCAGUACAGCAUGUAAGCAAAGCCUGCAGCUGUCUGCGACCCCUGUAUAUAAUUAGUAUAUGCACUAAGCGCAAACUUAACUAAACGACGCUGGCAAUCAACUAGAGGCAAACUGGGCGGCGUUCAAAAACUAAAAGAAAUAUAAAUUCAAACUGUACAGCAUAAUUUUUAAUUAUUUUUGAUAUAUGUAUACAGAAUCGUGUAUGGAGGGAGAGAGAGAGAGAGAAAGAGAGGGCGACGUGGAGUGGCAUGGUGGAGUGCAUAAUAAACUAGCUGUAAUUAGCGCCUAAGUGAAAAUUAUUCCGAAUAAUAAAGCAUAAAUUUU
Messenger RNA from Drosophila busckii, 3527 nucleotides. RefSeq names its product glutamate receptor 1 (gene GluRIA). The record is from RefSeq and is a predicted model, not a curated record. Gene Ontology annotation, biological process: synaptic transmission, glutamatergic; modulation of chemical synaptic transmission. NCBI's taxonomy places the organism in Eukaryota, Metazoa, Arthropoda, Insecta, Diptera, Drosophilidae. Gene Ontology annotation, cellular component: plasma membrane; postsynaptic membrane. Gene Ontology annotation, molecular function: glutamate-gated receptor activity; transmitter-gated monoatomic ion channel activity involved in regulation of postsynaptic membrane potential.